Messenger RNA from Stegastes partitus (bicolor damselfish), 878 nucleotides. RefSeq names its product isochorismatase domain containing 2 (gene isoc2). The coding region runs from base 201 to 794 and encodes 197 amino acids. The transcript has 7 exons. Lineage: Eukaryota; Metazoa; Chordata; Actinopteri; Pomacentridae. The record is from RefSeq and is a predicted model, not a curated record.
GCUCCUAUUGGCUUAAAGGAACAUCAAUCACUACGACACGUAAUCCUAUUGGUCCACACUCUUAGGUAAACAAGGUGAACACAGUCGUUGUGUGAUUCUGCAGGAGGCGUCACAUGGGAAAUAAUACUUUAACCUGACGGUCAAACUUUCUACUUUCUCCUUGAACCUUUUACACAGUUCUGGAGCAGCCAACAGACAGCAUGGCGAAAAUCGGCCGACUCGCCACCAAAGACUCGGUUCUCUUCCUGUGCGACAUGCAGGAGAAGUUCCGACCCAACAUCUUCCAGUUCAACAACAUCGUCAGCAACGCAGCCAGACUGCUGCAGGCCAGUCGGGUUCUGGGCAUCCCCCCCAUCCUGACCGAGCAGUACCCUAAAGGUCUGGGACCCACCGUGCCGGAGCUGGGAGCAGAAGGUCUGACGGCUCACGCAAAGACGUCCUUCACCAUGAUGAUCCAGGAGGUGGAGAAGCAGCUGCAGGAGCUGGGGAACCCCAAACAGGCCAUCCUGUGUGGGAUUGAAGCUCACGCCUGCAUCGCGUGUACGACCUACGACCUGCUGGAGAAGGGGGUGGAGGUUCACAUCGUGGCGGACGCCGUCUCAUCCAGAAGCCAGACGGACCGGCUGUUCGCUCUGUCCAGGCUGAAGCAGAGCGGAGCUUUUCUCACCACCACAGAGGCCGUCCUGCUGCAGCUGGUCCAGGACGCCAAACACCCCAACUUCAAGGAGAUCCAGAAGCUGAUGCUCCACCCGUCUCCUGACACCGGCCUGCUCACCUUCUUCAGCGCUCUGUAGACGGGUCAGCCGGGUUCUACCGGGUUCUACUGUACAGAACGUCCCUCAGUCUGCGUUGCUAAUAAAAGCCAAGCUGCUGCCUCA